Messenger RNA from Macadamia integrifolia, 1050 nucleotides. Its product is annotated as protein SRG1-like. The record is from RefSeq and is a predicted model, not a curated record. The transcript has 3 exons. NCBI's taxonomy places the organism in Eukaryota, Viridiplantae, Streptophyta, Magnoliopsida, Proteales, Proteaceae. The annotation marks the transcript as partial.
GAUGUGUUGCAGCUGCUAAACCAUGAAGUCAGCUCUUCACUGGUGGAGAAGACAAAGUUGGAGAUUCAAGAAUUCUUCAAGCUACCAAUCGAAGAGAAAAGGAAGUUCUGGCAGCAACCAGAAGAUUUGGAGGGCUUUGGACAGGCAUUUGUUGUAUCUGAGGAGCAGAAACUUGACUGGGGAGACAUGUUCUACAUGCAGACCCAUCCAACAUACAUACGGAAGCCCCAUUUAUUUCCCAAACUCCCCAUUCCUUUCAGAGACACAUUGGAUGUUUAUUCCUUGGAGAUGAAAAAGUUGGCCAUGGCCUUAUUAGAACAGAUGGGGAAGGCCUUGAAGAUGGAGACUGGUGAGAUAACAAAGAUAUUUGAUGAUGGAUUGCAGGGAAUGAGGAUGAAUUACUAUCCUCCAUGUCCUCAACCAGAGCAAGUAAUUGGCCUUUCACCACACUCAGAUGCCGUGGGUAUAACCAUUCUUCUUCAACUUAACGAACUUGAAGGCCUUCAGAUAAAAAAAGAUGGGAACUGGAUUCCAGUUAAGCCUCUUCCCGAUUCUUUCAUAGUGAACAUUGGAGACAUCAUGGAGAUUGUGAGCAACGGGAUAUAUCGCAGCAUUGAGCACAGGGCAACAGUGAACUCAGAGAAAGAGCGGCUCUCCAUGGCAACAUUCUAUAGCCCAAAUCCUGAUGGAGAAGUGGGUCCUGCAAGAAGCUUGAUUGGCCCAGGUAGACCAGCAUUGUUUAGAAGAGAAGGGGUUGCAGAUUACUUCAAAGCACUGUUUACUAGGAAGCUUGAUGGAAAAAGUUAUAUAGAAGCCAUGAGGAGCUAAUUGAGUUUAUAUGUGCUCAAGAAUCAGUAAGUUGUGAAAUGCUGAUAAGCAUAUUUAUAAAUAAUGGGCUAUGGUUUCCACCUCCGACGCCCUUGUACUAAUUCUGGUGAAGGAGGAAGCCCACUUUAGAAUUUUCAAAUUGAAGGGGACUAUUUAAGACAUUUCACUGUCUUAGGGAACAAUGACUCUGCUUCCCAUAAAUAAUUUGACCUUUACUCUGAA